AUGGCCGAAUUAUCUGCCACAAGGAAACCUCCCCAUUCGAAGAUAAUGGCCGACCAGCAACACAAAGCUCCUGAACGCAUUGCCAUCAUAGGUGGCGGAAUAGCUGGUAUUGCCUGUCUCUGGGGCCUGCGAAAUCUCGCCUCUGGGGUACAUCUCUACGAGGCUAAUGCACAUGUCGGGGGUCACUCGCACUCGUUUACUUUGGAGAACAACAACAAUGCGACUACCGUCGAUACAGGUUUUAUUGUUGCUCAGGAGGACAUGUACCCAACAGAUAUGUCAUUCAGCGUCUCAGAAGGCAACGGCUCCAUGGUAUGGAGUGGCGUGUCUGUCGGGAGUUUCAUCGGUGAUUGGUCUCGGCUAUGCACGCCCUGGUUCUGGAGACUGGUAUUUGACAUUGUCCGCUUCAACAUCUUUGCAACAGACAUAUUCGGUGAGAAGGCAAAGUCACACCGGACUCGUAGAGAUAACACCGAGACUAGUGACAGGAAGCAUCACAGGUUGGAGUCUGUGGGUGAAUACUUGGAUCGUAAUCGAUAUUCAAAACAAUUCAAGAGAUACUAUCUUGUCCCCAUCACUGCUUCGCCGUGGUAUGAAAAGGAAAAUAUUGUGAGAUACUGA
Talaromyces atroroseus is the source of this 621-nucleotide messenger RNA. RefSeq lists its product as hypothetical. The record is from RefSeq and is a predicted model, not a curated record. The transcript is spliced from 3 exons. Lineage: Eukaryota; Fungi; Ascomycota; Eurotiomycetes; Eurotiales; Trichocomaceae. Gene Ontology annotation, molecular function: oxidoreductase activity. The coding region runs from base 1 to 621 and encodes 206 amino acids.